ACUUAUGCUCUUUCGAGGUCAGACAGACAAAGCCUGAGCAUUUUAAUUCUAAACAACAGGGAGAUAAAAUAACCCGGACGACUGCUUCUCGUCGAUAACACAUCCUUCUUGUCUAUUAUUGUUAUACUUCUUCUACUUGACCUCUCUAACCUGUUUUAGGACACAGCUGCCUCAGUCUGCUCUAUCUACCUCUUUCCCACCGCUGGGAUCCCGCCCACUCCUCCACCUCCCUCCACCUGGGUCUCAGAGCACCGCGGACCGGAGCUGCAGGCGAAGAAGCGCGAUCACCACGGUUAUAUUCCUUGUUCCAAAGGCAACCGGCGGGCGCGCGACACAAAUGACCGUGACAGCAGGGCAAGGCAUCUCCUCUUUUAACCUAGGCAGUACUACACCUAAAAGCAAAACGAAUCCCAAUAGUGAUCUUUGAAGAAAACAAGGUUUCAAACGAAGGAAAGCAGAACCGACGUGGUUGCCUAUUUUUGCGCUUCCUUCAAAACGUUGCUCUCUCUGUAGCUGCGCGCGGCUCGAACAGCCGUUCAGUUCAGUUCCAUCCAGAAUCUUCUCAGCUGAAUGAAGAAUCAUUGCAACCCUACGGUGCUGCUUGUAUGUUCUGGAGUUCCGACGGACCGUUUUGACUUCUUGGAGUCGUAUUCGUACUGACUGGACUGAAUAAUAUUCGUCAUCUAACAUCGUUGGGAGAAGAUUUGAGUCUAAGACUGGAAAUAAUUUAGCACUGAACACCGUAACGCAUGGUGGGAAUUUCUGCCUCUUUUCAGUAUCGUACUGAGAAGCGAAGCACCAUGCCCGACUCACCUGCGGAUGUGAAAACACAAUCCAGGUUGACCCCGCCCACUAUGCCUCCUCCUCCAACCACGCAGGGAGCCCCCAGAACCGCCUCCUUCACGCCCACCACAUUAACCAAUGGCAACAACAGCCACUCCCCCACGGCAUUGAACGGGGCACCAUCACCACCCAACGGCUUCAGCAACGGGCCUCCUAGCUCCUCCUCCUCUUCCUCGCUGGCCAAUCAGCAGCUUCCGCCAGCGUGUGGUGCCCGGCAGCUAAGCAAACUGAAGCGAUUCCUGACAACGCUACAGCAGUUUGGCAACGACAUCUCUCCGGAUAUCGGAGAACGGGUCCGCACGCUGGUCCUGGGGCUUGUGAAUUCCACGCUAACCAUAGAAGAAUUCCACUCUAAGCUGCAAGAAGCAACCAACUUCCCUCUGCGACCUUUUGUCAUCCCAUUCCUGAAGGCCAACCUGCCGUUACUACAACGGGAGCUGCUUCACUGCGCCCGGCUUGCCAAGCAGAACCCCGCCCAGUACCUGGCCCAGCACGAACAGCUACUCCUCGACACCUCCUCCACCACCUCCCCAGUCGACUCCUCAGAGCUCCUUUUGGACCUCAACGACAACGGCAAGAGGAGAACCCCAGACCGAACCAAAGAGAACGGCUUUGACCGGGAUGGGCCCCUGCACCUGGAACACCCCAGUAAGCGAGCGUGCACGAUCAGCCCAACGGGCCCGCGGUUCAGCCCUUCCAACGGCCUGUCGUACCAGCCGAACGGCCUGGCCCACGGAGGGCACCCCACGCCGACCCCGCCUCCCCCCGCGCAGCACUACCGUCUGGACGACAUGGCCCUGGCGCACCACUACCGGGACUCGCCCCACUACAGGCACUCCAACCACAGCCACCGCGACGCCAGACCCCGACAACUAGGUAUGCACGGGGCUCGUCAAGAAGAGGUGAUUGACCACCGGCUGACAGACAGAGAAUGGGCGGAAGAAUGGAAGCACCUUGACCAUGUAAGAAAACGCCUUGCCCCUCCUCAGCUGCUGAACUGCAUCAUGGACAUGGUGGAGAAGACACGACGCUCCCUCACAGUGCUGCGCCGCUGCCAGGAGGCCGACAGGGAGGAGCUCAACUACUGGAUCAGGCGAUAUAGCGACGCAGAGGACCUGAAGAAAGGAGCGAGCAGCACUCAGAUCAGGCAACAGAGUCCCGCUGCACAAGACAACACUCCAGAGAUUCACCGGGAACAUCUCCAUCGACCUGGGACGACUGGAUACGUACCAGAGGAGAUCUGGAAAAAGGCUGAAGAGGCCGUGAAUGAGGUGAAGCGCCAGGCGAUGUCAGAGCUCCAGAAGGCUGUGUCAGAGGCGGAGAGGAAAGCCCAUGAGAUGAUCAGCACGGAGCGCUCCAAGAUGGAGCGCACGGUGGCGGAGGCCAAGAGACAGGCAGCGGAGGAGGUGCUGACAGUCAUCAACCAACAGGAGGACUCCAGCGAGAGCUGUUGGAACUGCGGGCGUAAGGCGAGUGAGACGUGCAGUGGCUGCAACACGGCGCGCUACUGCGGCUCUUUCUGCCAGCACAAGGACUGGGAGAAACACCACCACGUGUGUGGCCAGACCUUCCAGGCCUCCCAGGCCAGCCAGCCGCAGGGGCAGCUGGGUAAGGUCCCGGAGGUCCCCGCUCCCGUCAGCUCCUCCACCACACCCAGCAGUGGGGUGGCAAGCCCUGCGGGGACCCCCCCUGACUCCGCCACGCCACGCUCCGCGACCCCGGGGACCCCCUCCGCAUUGGAAACAACGUCACGCUAAACACAGAGCCCCCCGGCAACACCCCCCGGCAACACCCCCCCUCCCCCCAACCCCAGCACGGCUGUCUUGCUCGCCUGUCUCGCGUCACUCAAAGAUGCUAAAAGCUAAUGCGCUAGCGCCACAAAGGGAGAUGAAGACGUAUCCAGGAGUAGUGGAGGUUCCACGUCACACAUGAGGUUCAUAAUGUUUAUCGGGUCAUAUUGACUUAGAAUCAAGAACACAAAGAUAUUCUUUGUUUGAAUUCUUAUUGUUGUUGUCAUCAAUGAUCUUAUUGUUACUAUUGUGUUCGUCAUUGUCGUCCACAUUUGUUGUCGCUGUUGUUGUUGUUGUUGUUGUGUAUCGUUGUUGUCGUUUCUCUUAUGUUGUUUCCUGUAAAUAUGAACUCCAGACAAAUACAUCUGACCUCCCCUUUAUGACCUCCAGACAUGUGCAUCUGACCUCCCCUUUUUUCUUUUUUUUCUAAAGGCUUUGUUCCUAGGAAACAAUAUAAUAUGAUAUGAAACUAGUUGACCUCAUGAAGACACUUUACCAAACAACAUACCAAUGGAACAUUACUAAAGUGAAAUAUGGUUGAAAAAGCAAAGACACCACUAAUCUUUUUAUGUAAUGACUACAAAUACAAAUGCAGACUUAAAGGGGAGUGUAUGAGUAGAGUAUUGUAUCUCUCUGUAACCAUCUCAGAAGGAGAGCAAAUUUCAGAUGAUCAGAUGUGUUGACAGAUUAAUGUACAUCAGAUCUUAAAGGACCCUUGGCUUUUGCUGAUGAUAAUAUCCAGGUCAGUGAACCGACAAACACAAACAUGUCUCACUUACUGAGGAAGGAUAAUGGGAAGGACCUAGAGAGAACAUAAACAAAGAACAUGGAUGGCUGGUUACAUCACUUUACCGGGCCUGGCUGCAGCACAUGAAGAGGAUGUCCUCUGUCUUAAAGCAUUUUACACCACACUUCCUGUCUCACUGAUCCAAACCAGGACAUGAACAGGAAGUGAUCGUUCUGCACCGGUAAGAGACUGUCAGCUCCUCACUAUGGCAACCACCGGUAAACAAAGGGCUGAAAGGAAAAACCUAUGACGCUCCCUCCCUCUCUGUCCUGCCCAGUUUGAUCCAGCCACCUCCUACAUGUAUCCUCCUCUUUUAUUCAUCUUUGGUCGAUCUCUUGAUGUUCAACACUUCUGUACCUUCCCCAGUGGAUAUUUAUUGUCUGUGUUGGAUACUGGCGAAGACACGUUUUACUUCAUGAAGUGACAUUUUCACCAGUGACUCUUUGGCAAAAGGAGAAACGUCAUGUUUCGGGGUGGAUCUGCUUCCCCAUGUGUAUGUAUCAGUGGUUCUUACCCCCUUGUACAAUUAAGAAGGACGAUGCAUUCAUUUUGUUUUUAUCCUCGAAGACACACCCAAGCUAUCAUCUCAGAGCUGCUACUCUAGUAACUAUAUGGCUCUUUCAUGACUCUUCUGAGAGCUAGCAUGUUUCGCGGAAUGCUAACCUAAAUGUUUUGUACCAGCAACGUACAUCCAUGUAUUUGCACUGUCACAAAGGUUAUUUCGGCAUGCUUCUUUUGGCAAACAUUUUCAUUUUUUCCAGUGUAGAUGCAUAAUUUACAGUUUUUGUAUGUAUGUAUGUAGUACUAGAGUAUCUAUGUCUUUCCUGUGUAGGUUAAAUGUGUUGCUAAAACACCAACAUCUGAAACUGUUUAAUUGAUGAGCAGAAACAACACCACAGUCAUAAAACACCAUUUUUGUUUAACUACUUACAUCCAGGCAGUGCAUGAACAUUAUUGGACGUCGGUUAGGUAUUUGUUGUGGUUUUGUUUAUUUUUCCAAAAAAAAGAGAAAAAUAGAAAAGGCGGGGGGGGGGGGGGUUUACAAAAAAAUCACUAAACAACUAACUUUCCAAAUGCAGAGUUGUAGAAUAAAAUCAGCUUUAACACAGAUUGUCCAGCACCAGGUAUAUCACCAUCAUUCAAGAGAAUUACAUCAAAACACAUAAGACAGCCAAAGACAUAUACACAAUGUCCACAUCCAAUAGAGAGCCCUAUUACUGCUUAGUGUACAACAGGCCAAAAGUGGUUCAAUAAAGAAAAUAGGUUACCAUUUCAGACCAAGCUGGACCAAACCCUGACUCCUGAAGGUUUCUAAAAAGAGGUUCAACUUGAAUGUCGCCUGUAUCGUUCUGUUAAUAUGGUGUUUUUUGGGCCAAACCAGUUCCAGUCAUGUUCUCAUUUUCAAUGAUGUUCCAUCCACUACUGGGAGACUAGGCUGGCUUAGCGCUGAUAUGGAGAUGGUCACAAUGCGCUGGUUUGGAGAUGGUCACAAUGUAGGAUAGGUGACUUUCUUAACUGGAAAUCCAACUUUUUUUUUGUUUUGGAUUACACAGACUGAUUAUGUUUGGAUUCCAGGCUGCAAAAUAGGAGCAAUAAUCACUUAUAUUGCACAUAAUUGCUAAAUCUGUGGGGGAACAACACUGUAAGGUUUCCCAUCUGUAAGUGAAAUCAGAUUGUUUCUAUUAGUCACAGAUGUCAUUAUAGUUUGCGUUCCCUGCCUUUGGGGCAUUGUUAUAAGAAGUGCACUCCUGUCUAGGUGUUAGGGUACCGUUUAGGAUGCUUACUUCACCUCACAACCACUUUAAUCAGUUCCGGGUCAUGACCCACAAAUGGGAAGCAUGUCACUUUGCGGCUAGACCAUACCACUGCUGGAUGGCUUUGUUGCAUCAGUUCAUCUCAUGUUCAAGUCAUUUGCAAUGGUUUUAACCGUGUCUAAAUUUCCUCAAACCAUACAGCAACUGAAAUUCCAGACCAUUUACGACUGAUUGAAGAGCACUUACCACUUACCAGAUCCGCAAAAGGCAAAAUACUCUUCUACCCACAAUACCCUGGUGCUAAUAGAAACACAUUUGACUUUUGACCUCUAUGAAGGGGGAGGAGUUGUUACGUUGUUUCCACGGUGUUCAGCAGGAAGUUGCUGUUGUUGUUGUUCUCCCUUAUUUCUUAAUCAACCUGGCUGAGAUUCAAUCUUAGCACAUUUGGUCAGCAAUGUACAUUUUAGAGGAAAUGUCUCAAGCAUUCGCAUAGGCCAUGAGGUCAUAAACACUGCGUGUAAGUCUUAUUGGAAAUUACAGCGUCCAAAUACGCGAUAGGAAUGAAUCUGAGCACUCCUCUUGUGUUGCAACCUGGUCUCAUUCUGGACUCUAAAGGGUUUAAAUAAAUGAUCCAAAAAGGUGUCUGACACCCAUCUCCUCAUGUCUCCUCAGAAAGCUGUGAAAAAGCAGCUGAGCUGUUUGAACACUUGUGUAUGAUUCAUGUAUUUAAAAAUGUAUAAACCACACAUUGGUGUUUUCAUUGUUAUCAGGGUUGAAACCUAGAUAAGACAAAAUAAAAAAAAAUAAUAAGAAAAAUGUUACAGCUUAAAAUAAUUUCAUGCAAAGCGCUACUAUAUCCACUUGAUCUCUUCAAUCUUCUCUCCUCCCAGAUUUCUAUGUCUGUUUUGCUAUAACCUCCUCGUGGCAGAUUCUACCUCUGACAGCAGAAACAAGCACCAGUCGCCGGGCCGACACUGGGGUAGCCACCAGUAGCCAGGCUGACACUGGGCUAGUCACCAGUCGCCGGGCCGACACUGGGCUAGUCACCAGUAGCCAGGCUGGUCACUGGGCUAGUCACCAGUAGCCGGGCUGACACUGGGCUAGUCACCAGUUGCCGGGCCGACACUGGGUUAGUCACCAGUAGCCAGGCUGACACUGGGCUAGUCACCAGUAGCCAGGCCGACACUGGGCUAGUCAAACCAAAUGGGCACAAUAUAACAAAACAGGAAUAUACCCAAAGUUGAAGCUCAUACAGCUGCAAAACCAUAUCAAUACUUGGUAACAAUGCAGACCUCAUAAAUAAAUAAAAAACGUAAACGAUUGAGAUAAAGAAAAACGUGUGUUACGUUCCUUUUUUGCUUGUCACGUUUGUAUUAGCAUUGAGAGUUUACUUUGUUAAACGAUAACGGAUCAGAUUUAAAUUGUUGUUGCUGGUUUUUAAAAGGUUGUUAUUUUGACUGUUGUAUGAUCGGUCAAGCAGUGGUCGGUUGAUGAGAAACCUCAUGCCUCCUCCUCCCAUCUCUGUUUGUCACAUGCUAGAACGCUUGUCAGUGUUGUUCAGGCUGAACUCUUGGGGUUUCAAUUACAAAAACAAAUUGAACAACACUCGAAAAAUGAACAGCUUGUGAAUUUUACCCUUUCCUGUUUUUGACACUGUUGUAUCAGGAGGGAAAAUGUCAAAGGUCCUUUUUAUUUUCCUCUGUGUAAAAACAUGUUAACAGAUAAAGGGAACUUAUAGAUGACAUGAUUUAAGGAGUGGGGGAUUGGAACGGGGUCUCUGAGACUAUUUUAUUGUGAAGAAAAUAAAAAGUCAAAGUAUUUGAAGUUAUUGUGCAAUACUUAAUAAAGACGAGGGCACUA
Messenger RNA from Esox lucius (northern pike), 7034 nucleotides. RefSeq names its product RUNX1 partner transcriptional co-repressor 1 (gene runx1t1). NCBI's taxonomy places the organism in Eukaryota, Metazoa, Chordata, Actinopteri, Esociformes, Esocidae. The record is from RefSeq and is a predicted model, not a curated record. Bases 750 to 2600 code for a protein of 616 amino acids. The transcript is spliced from 11 exons. Gene Ontology annotation, biological process: negative regulation of DNA-templated transcription; DNA-templated transcription. Gene Ontology annotation, cellular component: nucleus. Gene Ontology annotation, molecular function: transcription corepressor activity.